This is a messenger RNA of Podospora anserina S mat+, 2376 nucleotides long. RefSeq lists its product as uncharacterized. The coding region runs from base 1 to 2376 and encodes 791 amino acids. NCBI's taxonomy places the organism in Eukaryota, Fungi, Ascomycota, Sordariomycetes, Sordariales, Podosporaceae. The transcript has 2 exons. The record is from RefSeq and is a predicted model, not a curated record.
AUGGCGGGAACUAUGAUGCUGUGCCGUACCGAUACUUUGGACGCCCGAAAACUAGCCGCAACCCCCUGGAUAACAGUAUCCAUCAGGGAGAGAUCCAGUUCCAAAAGACCGUCACAGAAAGACCUGCCAUUUUUGCCGCCCCCCCUUCUGAGAAGACUCCCCGUGCGGUAUCGGAGAGAACUGAGCGCAUCUUGCUACCUCGGUGUCUGUGUUGGUUGGAUACGAAGCCGCAGGUUGUUGUCCAGGAUGGUGAAGAGUACCAGGCGUAUCAGUCCACCGACGUCAAGCAGGUUUGUCACCACACCCACCCGUGAACUCGCCAUGCCAACUGACAUCUUGAAGUGGAUGAAACAGAACGCAAAGCAUUGUCCCGAGUAUCUCUUCGUUGCCUGGAGAGUCUCUCAGUUCCAAACAGAGAAUCUCCAAGACAAAGAAGCCCUCCAUGAGCUGGCCCGGCGUGCAACCAAGGAGGCAGGUUUGAGCUGCUAUUGGAUCAGUGACAACUGCUUCACAGCGCCUGAGGAGGAGUUGUCUCUGGACGUCUGGAGAAUGAGUGACAUUGUACGAAGUUCGAGCGGUAUGGCGAUAGCUCUCGGCAGACUGUCUGAUGAGGAUACUUCGGCCGACAUGAACAGCGACAAGGACCCCUGCUACGCCCUCUUGUCUUCUUGGUCUCAGUCCAUCUGGACCUUUCCAGAACUUCUCCUCAGCAAAGGGUCCACGAUAACAUGCUACUACUUCUCCGAUCAUGAGGAAGAGCCGUCAGCCAAGGCCUCCGACCCGUUCCGGGAUUCUUCAGCAUCGCCAUAUGGCACAAUUCGGAAGCAAAUCAUUCCGAAGAACCAGUUUGCUGCCCGGUGUCUCGAGACGUCGAGAGAUCGCUACCAGGUUCGUCGCUUGAUCGACCACUACUCCGGCAACCUCAAACUGAGCGAUCUCGAGCUCACCACAGUUGCUUUGGAAUGCUUCAGCUCCCGUCAAGCCGGGACUCAGUACCUCCCUGGUGACUACUCCUAUGCACUCAUGGGAUUGUUGGGCAGACGGCCAUCAGUUCACCGAAGUGACUCUGCCUUCCUCGCGUUCGCUCGCUUGUCUCUCGAGAAUUACAACAACCGACUGUUUGAGAGGAUGCUUUGCUUGUUGCAACAUGAAGAGCAGGUGUGGUACGACACAACCGACGUGUAUGGUGCCCGACUUUGGGACAUUGAGCCCAGCGUCCAGGUGGCUGGCAUCGGAGUUUACAACGAACAGGAAGCCGAGAUGGACGCGGUAAAUGAGCGCGAAUUUGACCAGGAAUUCUUCCACCGAGAUGAUGACGGGGUUACUUCCGAGAAGGUCCUCCCACCCAGUCCCCUAUCCCACUCCAAGCGGCAAUACCCCCCUUCAGUUGCAAGCCAGCCACGAACCCAUCUUGCCUCCCGCUCUCAGGUCUCGUUCCAAAGCCAAGCUCCCCUCAGCCCGCCCACGUCGAUCUCGCAUCCAGCUUACAACUCCCCCCUCCAAAAGUCUUGGUCCCCCACCGUCACAGAAAUGACCGAACUUCCGAGUCCUUCCACCCAGCAGCAAAAGCCAAAAUACUCCCAUGCCCAGCUUAAUCCCGAGACCGAUACCAUCAUCCUUGACGGCUGCCUCGCCGCCACAGUUCACUGGUCCGAAUUCUGCACUCCCCUCACAACCUCAUAUCCCGCCCUCUUCCGCCGCAUCCUCAAGUGGCUCCUGCGCGUCAACAUCAUCCCUUUGAUCGUCGGCACUAUCCUUGCCCUGAUCCCCUCGCCUCCAGUCAGCGGAUUUGGCGCAUUUAUCCUCGCCUAUUCCCUCUCCAUCCUGGUGGCCUCCCCCUUCAUCAUCCGCACCCUCUAUGGUGGCAAGUUCUGGGGCGUCCAGCCCUUCUUCUUCGGGUUCGAGGGGUACAUGCCCAUCGGCGAGAUUGAGCGCAAGAUAUGGGGUGCCGACAUGGGCAGGCUGAAGUGGAGCUGGUAUGCGAGCUCGCCGCUGGCGGUGCACAAGAUCGAAGAGGAGGGCAGAUACAUUGUGAGUGAGGAUCCCACUGUUGUGGAGGAGACGAGGAGGAUGGUGGAGGAGGCGAAGAACGCUGGGCCGGGGGAUUUGAGGGUAUUCACGCUGGUUGAUACGUACAGCAUGACGGCGACGUUGUUCCAGGCUCGAAGGCCGCCCCAAGCCCUGCUCAUUUGCGGAAGUGAGGGUGGCAUGCAGAGGGCGCUGGGAUGCUCAUUCGAAUGGACCACGCAGACCUUCUACAAGGAAACCGUGUUGCGGUUGGAGACGAGGGUGUUGGAUAAGAUGGACCGGAUCAGGAGGGUGAGGUUGGGGAUUAAACGGGGCCAUAUGGAGGCUACACACCGUGCUAGUUUGUGA